Anolis sagrei ordinatus is the source of this 7657-nucleotide messenger RNA. It is a transcript of the gene PLCB1, whose product is annotated as phospholipase C beta 1. The record is from RefSeq and is a predicted model, not a curated record. Gene Ontology annotation, molecular function: calmodulin binding; phosphatidylinositol-4,5-bisphosphate phospholipase C activity; calcium ion binding. Gene Ontology annotation, biological process: memory; lipid catabolic process; release of sequestered calcium ion into cytosol. Gene Ontology annotation, cellular component: nuclear speck; cytoplasm. NCBI's taxonomy places the organism in Eukaryota, Metazoa, Chordata, Lepidosauria, Squamata, Anolidae.
UGGAAGGAAGACGAACGAGGGCGGCUGCGGGAUUUGCUUGAGCAGCGGGUGGCGAAGAGAGAGAGAAAGAGAGAGAGAGAGAAAAGGGGGCGCGCGCAUGUGCUCGUGAGCCUGCGCGCGCCUAGGUCCCCUCCUCGCGCGCUCGCUCGCUCGCUCGCUCGCUCUUCCUGCCUAUAUAGGAUGUGCCGCGGAAUGGUUGGCUCCUUGCGGUGAAGCCCAGGCGCGUGCUGCUCGCUUGCAGCAGGAGGGACAUUCCCGGGAGCGGCUGGCUUCCUUGAGACGGGGAAGGAGAGCCUUGGUGAGCGGGUGCCGCCGCCCGAUCUGCCUCUUUGCUUGCUUUCCUUCCCGAGGAAGAGGCUCGAUGUGCUGCCGCCCAUGGCAGGGGCACAGCCAGGGGUCCACGCUCUCCAGCUGCAGCCGGUCCGCGUCUCCGCCAGCCUCAAGAAGGGCACCGCCUUCGUCAAGUGGGACGAUGACUCUACCAGUGUGACAACUGUUUUUCUCCGAACAGACCCCAAUGGAUUUUUCUUGUAUUGGACUGACCAAAAUAAAGUGCAAGAAUCAGAGCUGUUAGACAUCAGCCUUGUCAAAGAUGCUCGAUGUGGGAAACCCGCCCGAGCCCCCAAGGAUCCAAAAGUACGUGAACAUCUGGAUGCAGCGAACAUCGGAGGACGUCUGGAAAACCGAAUGCUUACGAUUGUUUAUGGACCCGACUUGGUCAAUAUAUCAUACUUGAACUUAGUGGCGGCUCAGGAAGACAUUGCAAAGGAAUGGUCAGAGGAAAUCUUCAGUCUGGCAACCAACCUGCUGGCACAGAACAUGUCAAGGGAUGCUUUGCUGGAAAAAGCAUACACAAAACUUAAAUUACAAGUGACUACGGAGGGGCGUAUUCCUUUGAAGAACAUUUACCGUUUGUUUUCCUCGGAUCGAAAGCGUGUUGAGACUGCAUUGGAAGCUUGUAAUCUUCCCUCUGCCAGGAAUGAUUCCAUUCCUCAAGAUGACUUCACCCCAGAAAUGUACAGAGAAUUCCUGAGCAACCUGUGCCCUCGGCCUGAGAUUGACCACAUCUUCCAAGAGCUUGGUGCCAAGACCAGGCCAUAUCUUACUGUUGACCAGAUGAUGGAAUUUAUAAACCUGAAGCAACGAGACCCACGGUUAAAUGAGAUUCUUUAUCCACCCCUGAAGCAGGAACAAGUUCAGCAGCUGAUUGAAAAAUAUGAACCCAAUAACGCUUUGGCAAAGAAAGGGCAGAUAUCAGUGGAUGGAUUUAUGAGAUAUUUAAGUGGAGAGGAAAAUGGAGUGGUUCCACCUGAAAAACUGGAUGUGAAUGAAGAUAUGGCCCAGCCUCUGUCUCAUUAUUUUAUCAAUUCCUCACACAACACCUACCUCACAGCUGGACAGCUGGCUGGUAACUCAUCUGUCGAGAUGUAUCGCCAAGUACUUUUGUCCGGCUGCCGCUGUGUUGAGCUGGAUUGCUGGAAAGGCCGAACAGCUGAAGAAGAACCGGUCAUUACACAUGGAUUCACUAUGACAACUGAAAUCUCCUUCAAGGAAGUAAUAGAAGCUAUCGCUGAAUGUGCAUUUAAGACAUCUCCUUUCCCCAUCCUCCUCUCAUUUGAAAAUCACGUGGAUUCCCCCAAACAGCAGGCAAAAAUGGCAGAAUAUUGCAGAUUAAUAUUUGGUGAUGCUUUGCUGAUGGACCCCUUGGAAAAAUACCCACUUGAACGUGGUGUUCCUCUUCCAAGCCCAGCAGAGCUGAUGGGAAAGAUUCUUGUGAAGAAUAAAAAGAAAUCCCACAAGUCUGCAGACGGAGCCGCAAAGAAGAAACUUGCAGAACAAGCUUCAAAUACAUGCAGUGAUGCAUCCAGUGGGUUUGAACCAUCCUCUCCUGGAGCAGGGGAAGCAGAGAUUGAAAGUGACGAUGAUGACGAUGAUGACGAUGACUGCAAAAAAUCAUCAAUGGAGGAAGGGACAGCCGGAAGUGAAGCUAUGGCUACUGAGGAAAUGUCCAACUUGGUGAAUUACAUACAGCCUGUGAAGUUUGAGUCAUUUGAGACUUCUCAAAAACGGAACAAGAGUUUUGAAAUGUCUUCCUUUGUGGAAACCAAAGCACUUGAGCAGCUCACAAAAUCUCCUGUCGAGUUUGUGGAGUAUAAUAAAAUGCAGCUGAGCCGGAUUUAUCCAAAAGGGACACGUGUUGAUUCCUCAAAUUACAUGCCUCAGCUCUUCUGGAAUGCAGGCUGUCAAAUGGUUGCUCUGAACUUCCAAACUGUAGAUUUGUCUAUGCAAAUAAAUAUGGGGAUGUAUGAAUAUAAUGGCAAAAGUGGAUAUAGACUAAAACCAGAAUUCAUGAGAAGACCAGACAAGCAUUUUGAUCCAUUUAGUGAAGGUAUUGUAGAUGGAAUAGUAGCAAACACGUUGUCUGUGAAGAUCAUUUCUGGACAGCUCCUUUCUGACAAAAAAGUUGGAACUUAUGUAGAAGUGGAUAUGUUUGGUCUUCCUGUGGACACAAGGCGGAAAGCUCUUAAGACCAAGACCUCUCAAGGGAAUGCAGUGAAUCCUGUAUGGGAAGAAGAGGCCAUUGUAUUUAAGAAGGUUGUUUUGCCUUCUCUGGCUUGUUUGAGGAUAGCAGCCUAUGAAGAAGGAGGAAAAUUCAUUGGUCAUCGAAUAUUGCCGGUAUCAGCUAUUCGACCAGGCUAUCACUAUAUUUGUCUAAGGAAUGAAAGGAACCAGCCUUUGAUUUUGCCAGCCUUAUUCGUAUACAUAGAGGUUAAAGACUAUGUGCCUGAUACAUAUGCAGAUGUUAUUGAAGCCUUGUCCAACCCAAUCAGAUAUGUGAACUUGAUGGAGCAGAGAGCAAUACAGCUGGCAGCACUGACUCUGGAGGAUGAAGAAGAAGUAAAGAAAGAGGCAGAACAGGGAGACACCCCUUCAGAAGCUCACAAUGAACCGAAGCCUGCACCAGCUGAAAAUGGAGUAAACCACACCACUUCCCUCACACCUAAACCAUCAACUCAGGUUGCUCCCAGUCAACCAACACCAGGUUCUGUGAAAGUGCCAGCAAAAACAGAAGAUCUUGUUCAGAGUGUUCUGACUGAGGUUGAAGCACAAACUAUUGAAGAACUCAAACAACAAAAAGCAUUUGUAAAACUUCAGAAAAAGCACUACAAAGAAAUGAAGGAUCUUGUGAAGAAACACCACAAGAAAACCACUGAUCUUAUAAAAGAACAUACAGCAAAGUACAAUGAAAUCCAGAAUGAUUACCUGAGACGGAGGGCAGUCUUGGAGAAAACAGCAAAAAGAGACAGUAAGAAAAAGGGUGAAACUGGCAGCCCGGAUCACAGCUCUUCAACAGUUGAACAAGAGUUGGCUACUCUUGAUUCAGAAAUGACUCAAAAGUUAAUAGAGCUGAAGGAUAAACAACAGCAGCAGUUGCUUAAUCUUCGUCAAGAACAGUAUUAUAGUGAAAAAUACCAGAAGCAAGCACAUAUUAAAUUGCUCAUUCAAAAGUUGACAGAUGUAGCAGAGGAAUGCCAAAAUAAUCAGUUGAAGAAACUUAAAGAAAUGUGUGAAAGAGAAAAGAAAGAGUUAAAGAAAAAGAUGGACAAAAAGAGACAGGAGAAAAUCACAGAAGCCAAAUCAAAGGAUAGGAGUCAAGUAGAUGAGGAGAAGACAGAAAUGAUUCGGUCAUAUAUUCAGGAGGUGGUGCAAAACAUUAAAAGGCUAGAAGAUGCUCAGAGCAAAAGGCAUGAAAGACUUGUGGAAAAACACAAGGAGAUCCGUCAGCAAAUAGUGGAUGAAAAGCCCAAGUUGCAGGCUGAACUUGAUCAAGAAUACCAAGACAAAUUCAAAAGACUCCCACUGGAAAUUCUGGAAUUUGUACAAGAAGCAAUGAAAGGCAAAAUUAGUGAAGAUGGCGACCACAGCUCUACCACUUCUUCCCUCACAUCCGAUGGUGGAAAACUGAACCAUAAACCACUACAAAAUGAGGAGCUGGAGGAUAAUCCAGGAAAAGUGUUUGAUACCCCUCUCUAACUACUCCUGCAAGACCCAUUCCUAAAUUACUGUGGCAGAGAAUGUCACCAUUGUGCUCCCUGGAUUAUCUUCUCUGUGUGAAUGACCAUUGGACAGCAUCACAUCUAGAAGACCUCUGUUGGGAUGGCUCACAUUUCCAAAACAAGUGGUCAGUGAGGAUUCUAUAUGUUGUCUGUAACCCUUCUUUGUUUAUUAGGUGAAGGAAAUAGACGAAUUGGCCAGUGCAGCCCUUUCUGUGGCCACUUUUAUUAAAAUGGUUUUCCAUUUGGGUGCAGUUGGAGCUUCCUUUGGGGACCAGAACAUGUUGUGCAGAUACAACUGCACAGACCUUCUUGUGAAGCAGCAAUGGGAAGAAUAAAUAAUUACACACAACAAUCAUAACAUCCUUAACUUGAUGUUUCCUCCUUCCUGCACCCUGGAAACAUCUACCAUCUUAAUUGCACUGAUUUUUAAAUAUGUGGUUCUUUAUUUUUAUGUUUGCUUUGCAAGCAUCAGCAGCUUGCUUUGUUGACAAUGUACCAGAGAAUGAAUCUACUUUGAGAUGUUCUACUGAAACUGUGGUAAUGAGCCUAAGUUCCCAAACUGAAAUCUCUUCAAGGAGUAAAUGUUUUAUGUGAGUUUCAUCUGUGAUGCGAAUUCACUUUAGGGAUGGGACGUCUAUUUUAAAACUAUCCGAAGAAUGAGUUUAUCAAAUUGGGGAAAAUCCUGAUGAGGACAAUCCUUGAUAGGGGAGAAUAUUUGCAGUUCAGGACUUAAUCUGCAUGAAAAUGUGUAUGUAUGUAUGUGUUUUAGGCAGUAAAAAACAUUUUGUGCAGAAAACAUUUUUGUGUAAAAACACAGAAUGUUUUGCAUAAUAUAAGUUUUCUUUGAAGAAAACAAGCUUCCUGCAAAGCAAAUCCCAUUUUCUGUACAAAGAAAGCAUAUCUUUCAAAUCAAAUAUGGUUUUCUUUGCAAGAAAUGUGUCUCACAAUGCAGGAAAAGUCAAGAUUAUUUUUGCACUAGAUAAUCCCUGAAUUGCAAAUGGUCGUCUAAAACUAUCAAGUUUCAAUGUCUUUCUUGCAGCAAGAAGAAGGAGCCCCCGAUGGCGCAGUGGGUUAAACCCCUGUGCUGGCAGGACUGAAGACCGACAGGUCGCAGGUUCAAAUCCGGGGAGAGGCGGAUGAGCUCCCUCUAUCAGCUCCAGCUCCUCAUACGGGGACAUGAGAGAAGCUUCCCACAAGGAUGAUAAAAACAUCAAAUCAUCUGGGCAUCCCCUGGGCAACGUCCUUGCAGACGGCCAAUUGUGUGCUGGCAGGACUGAAGACCGACAGGUCGCAGGUUCAAAUCCGGGGAGAGGCGGAUGAGCUCCCUCUAUCAGCUCCAGCUCCUCAUACGGGGACAUGAGAGAAGCUUCCCACAAGGAUGAUAAAAACAUCAAAUCAUCCGGGUGUCCCCUGGGCAACGUCCUUGCAGACGGCCAAUUCUGUGCUGGCAGGACUGAAGACCGACAGGUCGCAGGUUCAAAUCUGGGGAGAGGCGGAUGAGCUCCCUCUAUCAGCUCCAGCUCCUCAUAUGGGGACAUGAGAGAAGCUUCCCACAAGGAUGAUAAAAACAUCAAAUCAUCCGGGCGUCCCCUGGGCAAUGUCCUUGCAGACGGCCAAUUUUCUCAUAUCAGAAGCAACUUGCAGUUUCUCAAGUCGCUCCUGACACGACAAAAAAAAAGCAAGAAGAAAAAUUAAAUUUAUUCUUGCUUCAAGAAUGAAAUUUAUGAGGAUAUACAUCUGCAUAGUUCAUACAGAUGUAUCCAAAUAAAUAAUAAAUACCCCCCUCUGUAGAAAUAGAGCAUGGACAUCCUUGUUGGGCCUUUCUAUGUGGUGAAAUGGAAAGAUUCAGGGAUAUGGACUAAUAUAGUGACAACAAAUUUGAGUCACUAUAAAGCAAUUGUUAACUUUUAACUUUAGUUUAAAAAAAAGACAUUUAUGGACUUAAGCACAUUGUUUUCAGUUAUCAUUUCUGGGUACAUCGUGUGAUCUAAUUAUUUUUAAAUACUUAUCAACUAUAAUAUUGAUACGAAGACAUCUCUUCCAUAGUUGUUUUAUUAAUAUUAUUUUUACUGUGGUGUGCAUGUGGGAAAUGUCAUCUCCAAAAUGUAUAUAAAACAGACAUUUCAGAGCUGGAAUCUUUGUGAAAAUAAAAGGAAAUACUGAAACAAAAGGACGUGGAGGGUGAAGACUUGAGUUCUAAUCCUGAAAUUUAUUUAUAUGGAAAGAUUAUAGCCCCUCUGAACUCAAUAGAUUUAUGUGGUGGAUAACACUGAAACACUAAAAAGAAAUUCUGAGUAAAUACUUUAAUAUGUAAUAGCAUAUAUGUAGUUAGCUUUCCCUCAGGAGUUCAGCAAAAUAACUUAUUUUAUUUAAAUGUAAGCAAUAAUAGAGAUCAAACUUCAAGUUAAGUGAUAUGUGUACAUAGGGAAAUUAAAGCUUUGGCUAAGCAGUAUUUUUUUUUUUGUUCUUAAUAUACAGCACGCACGAAGAAAUGUUCCACAGUGUUGGAAGAGUACAUAAAAGACAUGCACUCUGCUUACAAUGUGUGGAGUAAUUAAAGGGUGUAACUAACUUUCAUUUUGAUUUUAAGAGUAUGACGCCUGUCAUUUAUUCUACUUUUUGCACUUUGAAGAUCAAUAUUAUUAAUCAUUAAAUAAAAAAAACCUGGAAGGGUCAAUGUUUAAUGCUGCAUUUUAUAAGAUAAGGGUUCAAUAAAUUUGUUUUAAGUUAGAUGGGAUACAAUAAUAGCAGUAUUCAUGAAAAUUAUGAGACUAUUUCUCUGAUGUGUGCUUGUAUAGUGCAGCUACAAAUACGUUAGGAGAAAUUGUAAGGAGCUUUUUAAUUUGAGAAGUACAAGUGAAUGGUUGACAGAGUCUAUUAGCAGUUGUGGUUGGUUUUCAGUACAUAUGUAUUUGAUCAUUGACUGUACUUACUUUUUUAAUAUCUGUACAGUGCCCCUUUUUUGCAGUUGUAGUUUAGUGUGUAAUAUUGUAUAUCUUGCCUUGUUCAAACUUACGGUGAUAUUAUCAUUUACCAUUAAUAUUACUUGAAAUAAAGUAAGGUAAUGAAAAUAAAGGAGUCUAUGAUUGUGAAAGUUGUGUGCCUUUUAUGUAUUUGCCUUGUUGUGUGUUGAACGUAUGGAAGUAAUAUACCAUGGACAUUUUGGCUUAGAGAAUAGAGCUACAUCGUAUACCAUCAAAUUCCAGUGUACACUUCAGAUAGCUUCACACUACUGAGGAUCAUUUCUUUUAUUAGCUUAUGAUGAAUUUUAGCUCAUGGACACCAAACAUUUCAACAUAACAUGGUUGCAAGGGAUUCUUUAACAGUACUAAAGGGAUAUAUUUUGCCUUCCUUUGAAAAAAUGUUGCUCUUGUACAUUGGUAUAAACACGUGUAUGUGCUGGCUGAUUGGAAAAAGUGAUAUGCUUUAAAUAGGGGAAAACCUCUCAUCAAUCAUGUAUAUAGAUUUCUUUCACAACCUUUUAGAAGCAUAACCCACUUUUUUUUGUACAAAUCCUAUGCAAUUUUGUGGCAUGUUGUUUCUUUCACUUGUAAUUUAUGUGCUUUCAUCACAGAUUCAAAUAAAAUUUCUUAAUGCUG